UUUCUAGAGAACUGACAUAUCUGAUCAAAUCGUACGGGCCUGAUGAAACAAUGAGUGAGAAGUAGGGGGAGGCGGCGUAUUUCCUUGGAGGGUUUCACUCACGUAUAUUAUAGUUGUCGCUAAAUUGUACGCAAUCGGCCCGCUGGUAAUAUACAUUGCUAUUAAUGGUUUGGUCGGUAUCGGUACGAACAGAAAGACAAUUAUACCUGGCAUCCUGUGAGGAAGAAGUCUCCUCAGUUUUCACUUUUAAGGUCAUUGUAUUUUAAUGGUUUGUCGGAUAGCCUUUCAAAGCACAGCAUCCUGUUGGUCAUUAUAGUGUAUGCUAGGGACUGGCUGAUCCUAUGCUCCUCCCACUAACGGAUUUUGCAUUAUCUGCACAAAUGUUGUGAUAUUCCGGUUGCCUCUCAACAUUACACGCGGCGCCUGGCGGCCCGCUGCGCCUUGAAGUCUCGUCUCUAGUGACAUCACGCUAGCGCUAAGCGGGGACGAAGCGAUGCUCUGCGGACGGGUUUAUCCCCUCAUACAGCCUUGUUAUGGAAAUACGUCGCCUUCCUCGUAAUCUUGUUACUGGGGAUGCCGGGGGCGCUGACGAGUGUUAUCUGGGCUGAUACAAAAUCGCACAGUAGCUGGUGAGCAGGCCUUGUGAGGUGAGCCCGCUCCUGUACGGUGUAUGAGACGGCUCCUGUCUGGCUGCAGCAGCCUGCCAAUGAAACUCCACGUCAAGUGCCGGGGUGGCCUCUACCCGCUCUCAGAUGGCGUGCAGCGCGCCGACGUGCCCGAGGACAGGGUGGCCUGGUCGGUCGCGUGGCCCGAGUACGCGCCCGUGGCCUACACCAGCCCAGUGGUGCCAGGCAAGCCGUGGGCCGACCCGGAGCUGAGCGCGGCCGGCUUCCAGCCGCGCUGGAACGCGCUGGACGGCGGCGUCGACCGGCGCAGCCAGCAGGCCGAGUACGCGCUGGACGCGGCCGGCGCGCCGCUGAACCCGGUUGGCCGCACGGGCGUCAGCGGCCGCGGCCUGCUGGGACGGUGGGGGCCGAACCACGCGGCCGACCCGCUGGUCACCCGCUGGCGCCGGGCCGAAGAUGGCACGCUCUGGCGGCACCCGAGCAGCGGCCGGCCGCAGCUGCAGCUGGUGACCGUGCAGCGGCGCGACUGCGGCCUAUGGGCGCUGCCCGGCGGCAUGGUCGACCCCGGCGAGCGCGUCACGGCCGCCGUGCAGCGCGAGUUCCAGGAGGAGGCGCUCAAUGCGCUGGAGGCGUCGCCCGAGCGCCGCCGCCAGCUGGCCGAGCUCGUGCGCCAGUUGUUCGCCGGCGGCCGGCGCGUCUACGCCGGCUACGUCGACGACCCGCGCAACACCGACAACGCCUGGAUGGAGACGGAGGCGUACAAUUUUCACGACGAGACGGGCACUGCGGUGGGCGCGUUCCCGCUGCAGGCCGGCGACGACGCGCGCGCCGUGCGCUGGACGGACGUGUCUGGCGAGACGGAGCUGUACGCCAGCCACUCGGCCAUGGUGCAGGCCGUGGCCGAGACGCACGGCGCGCGCUGGUGAGGCGGCCGCCGCCGGGCCUGGCGCCCCUGCCCGUCCGUGAGAGGUCAGCGACUGGCGCGUCAGGUCAGCGACAGGUCAGCGACACUGCACUGGGCCCGGCGAUUCCGACGGUGACGUGGACGGUCAGUGUUGGGACCGGUGGCUCCACCCACGCGGCCCUGAUUCGCCGUACGUGAGAUGUUGUGCGCGCGUUCAACCACAUUGCCUUGCUCCGUUGUCCGACAUUGCACAGGCUGUGGGCUAUUUGAUGAUUUAUAAAGUUGUCUGCCUGCACUGUUCUGCUUUAAUGCCUGCUGUGACAGCGUGAAAGGAGUGUGGCACACUCAGUCCUUACGCGGCAGCACGUAAUAUGGGGUGUUACUUUUGAGAAAAAGGAGGGUUUGGGAGCCUACGGGGUUGAUUAUCAGAUGGCUUCCCUAAUUGUUUUCUCAGCGUCGGUUCGCUUUAAUUUUUCGUUGGAAGAAAUCCAUUUUUUCGAUGGGCAUGACAAUUGGCGAGCCACCUGUCAAGCUGGAAAGUUAGUGUAGUUAGCUUUAGGUCUGCAGCCUCUCCAAACGACUAGGAUCGUGCACCUGUGUGUGAUACCCAACGCUGAGCGGAGGUGUUGGUGACUGCCUCGUGAUGUGCCUGCGGUUGUGUGUGUGUAGCUGGGUUCAUUAUCGCACAUCAGGCCCAGUGCAGUGCGCUGUACUGCAUUCACUGUCCCGCCGCGCACGGCGCCUGCGUGAGGGGUGGUAGGCUGGCCCAUUGUCUCCCUCAUUCAGCCAAGUGGCCAAGCGGCCUUAUUCUUGCAGCGCUUGUCUGCGCUAUUUGACUGUUUAGCACGCCACUGUUGCUGUUUGGCAAGAUAUGUUUAACGAUAUGAGCUUAUCUGUUCAUGAUUUUGCGAAAAUGUGCACUUGCUGUUGCGCUUGAGUCUUUCCCAUGUUUAUCCACGGUGUUCCAGCUAUGUUUCUUGCGCCUUGCUUAGGGUCAGUUCUACUAAUGCUACAUUGGUGCCUAAUACAUGAAAGGGAAGUAGGCGAUUGCUGAAAUGGUUGUGGUCGGGUGCGUCAUAUGCAGGCAUUUUUUUUCCGUCGCCGAAAGUGAUAAUUUCCACCGAACCGUCGCUUUUCCGCGAAAUGGGCAGCAUCGCUGCUAGGCGUCGUUUGUCAAGCUUGGUGUGCUGCGCGUCGCGCAUGCUUUGCCAUUAUAUGUCAAGUUUUAAUGUAAAUGUAUCAGUGAGGUUUUAUAUUACGGGCGAGCAUAUGCUGCGCGUCUGAGUGACAUCCGCUCGUGAUGUCGAGCCUUAUGCAAGUGGUUCUCCCUUGGGAUAUGACACGAAAUUCCUCCCGCAUUGGUUGCAUCGCAAAGACAAUGAUACACGCUGGGUUUAUUGAUCCCUGUUCACUGCGCACGUGUGAAAACAGAUAAUUGGAUUCGUGAUUUACAUGUGUCCUUACGGUGAUUCCCACUAAAACGGCACGACACUUCG
This is a messenger RNA of Pollicipes pollicipes, 3026 nucleotides long. Its product is annotated as ADP-ribose pyrophosphatase, mitochondrial. Bases 671 to 1552 code for a protein of 293 amino acids. The record is from RefSeq and is a predicted model, not a curated record. The transcript is spliced from 2 exons. Gene Ontology annotation, molecular function: ADP-ribose diphosphatase activity. Lineage: Eukaryota; Metazoa; Arthropoda; Thecostraca; Pollicipedomorpha; Pollicipedidae.